UUUGUUGGAGCCGGAACCACGUUGGAUGUUACGUGUGUUUAUUUACAAAUAGCUCUUCUCAUCGUAUGAGCUUGUGAUGGAAUUGCUGCCACUCAGACUCAACGCAGACGUUGAAAAUAUGGUCAAAGCAACGUUUGAAGUUCCCGUGGUCGAAGAUGAGAAUGGCCCUGAAGGAAGCACAGACAAGCGACUCUCCAACCUGCUGAAGUGGCUGGGUCUGCCCCCGGCGUACACAACACUGAGGACGAACACAUGCAGCAACCCAACAGAGAGCAUCAUGGAGAUCCUCCGAGCAACUCUAGCAGAGCAAUGUGUCACGAGGGACAUGGAGCCCUUUGACAUGGCUGCUCAUCCUGCACUCCGGGACUGCGUGGUCAUCACUAACAGAGGACCCAAGUUGGAUAUCAAGCUGUGUGACAAGGAAGUGGUUGUCGACCUGGCGUGUGGCAUGGCGGUGUUGCGUGGAGCGGAUGUCUUCGUCCAGGGCAUCAUGGCAGCUCCAACAAGUGUGCAUGCCGGAGACCACGUGUCGGUAUAUGCUGACCUGAACGCUGAGUGUCGUAAAGGUCUCACUCAGAAGUUCACAGGUCACAAGAUGUUUGUGGGUAAUGGAGUCGCACAUGUAGGGAGGGAGGACAUCUUCUGCAGCUCGGAAAAACUUAGUGGUAUUGGCAUAAGGAUGACACAACCAGUGUUCCAGGCGCCAUCUCUGGACCGAGUUUUACCUGCCCUGGUGUUCCCACAGAAUCUGCCCUCCAUUGUGUGUGGUCAUGUCCUUGACCCCCAGCCAGGGGAGACAAUUCUUGACAUGUGCGCAGCCCCAGGUGGGAAGACGGUCCAUAUCGCCACACUCAUGCACAACAAGGGGAGAGUUGUGGCACUGGACAAAACCCCUCAGAAAAUUGCUCGAGUUGAGAAUAAUGCAGCAAACUGGGGAAUUACGAUCAUAGAAACGUACAGUGGGGACUCUCGCAGGGCGCUGGAUGACCAGGCAGCAACCACUGGUGGCCCACCCUACCCUUCAUGUAGUUUUGACCGCAUCCUACUGGACGCCCCGUGCAGUGCCCUUGGUCAGCGGCCGGCCAGUCGGAAUGCAAUGAAGCUCAGUGAACUCAAGUCCUACUCAGUAUAUCAAAGGAAACUUUUUUCCAAGGCGGUGGGGCUGCUGAAACCUGGGGGGGUGCUGGUGUUCAGUACCUGCACGGUGACGAGGGAGGAGAACGAGGGUCAGGUGGGGUGGGCGCUACAAACCUUCCCCAGCCUCACCCUCCUCACACAGGACCCUCACAUCGGAGGUAUUGGACUCCCAGGGACAGGCUUGUCAGAGGGGGAUAGGUGUAAAGUCCAGAGAUUUGACCCCAGCAUCCUGACACUGGACACCCAGAGCCCGGACACUGACACCAUCGGGUUCUUCAUUGCCAAGUUCCAGAAGACAAGCUAACUUUGCCUGACUGUCCAGGAAGAUGUAAUAGUAGUAAGAGAGAGCAGGCUGACCUAACCCAUUGUCAGCUACAGUUAGAUGAGUGUUGUUCUCAUAUGAUCUCUUCAGGAGUGAGUCAGUGUGGUUUAGUUCAAGUGGCCAAGCUGACCUGGCCGAUUGUCAGCUACAGACCUGUGCUGUUCUUGUAUGAGCUCUUCAGAAGAGAGUUAGGGGGCACGGGUGGCCCACUCACUCACUCACUCACUCCAGUCACUCACUCACUCACUCACUCACUCACUCACUCACUCACUCACUCACUCACUCACUCACUCACGCAUGUAUGAGCUCUUCAGGAGAGAGUCAGUGUGGUUUAGUUCUCAUGAACAAGCUGACCUAGCUACAGACAGAUGCCAUUAUCGUAUGAGCUCUUCAGGAGAGAGUCAGUGUGGUUUAGUUCUCAUGAACAAGCUGACCUAGCUACAGACAGAUGCCAUUAUCGUAUGAGCUCUUCAGGAGAGAGUCAGUGUGGUUUAGUUCUCAUGAACAAGCUGACCUAGCUACAGACAGAUGCCGUUAUCAUAUGAGCUCUUCAGGAGAGAGUCAGUGUGGUUUAGUUCUCAUGAACAAGCUGACCUAGCUACAGACAGAUGCCGUUAUCAUAUGAGCUCUUCAGGAGAGAGUCAGUGUGGUUUAGUUCUCAUGAACAAGCUGACCUAGCUACAGACAGAUGCCGUUAUCAUAUGAUCUCUUCAGGAGAGAAUCAGUAUGGUUUAGUUCUCAUGAACAAGCUGACCUAGCUACAGACAGAUGCCAUUAUCGUAUGAGCUCUUCAGGAGAGAGUCAGUGUGGUUUAGUUCUCAUGAACAAGCUGACCUAGCUACAGACAGAUGCCGUUAUCAUAUGAUCUCUUCAGGAGAGAAUCAGUAUGGUUUAGUUCUCAUGAACAAGCUGACCUAGCUACAGACAGAUGCCAUUAUCGUAUGAGCUCUUCAGGAGAGAGUCAGUGUGGUUUAGUUCUCAUGAACAAGCUGACCUAGCUACAGACAGAUGCCAUUAUCGUAUGAGCUCUUCAGGAGAGAGUCAGUGUGGUUUAGUUCUAGUGGCCAAGCUGACCUAGCUACAGACAGAUGCCGUUAUCAUAUUAGCUCUUCAUGAGAGAAUCAGUAUGGUUAAGUUCUCAUGAACAAGCUGACCUAGCUACAGACAGAUGCCAUUAUCGUAUGAGCUCUUCAGGAGAGAGUCAGUGUGGUUUAGUUCUCAUGAACAAGCUGACCUAGCUACAGACAGAUGCCAUUAUCGUAUGAGCUCUUCAGGAGAGAGUCAGUGUGGUUUAGUUCUCAUGAACAAGCUGACCUAGCUACAGACAGACGCCAUUAUCGUAUGAGCUCUUCAGGAGAGAGUCAGUGUGGUUUAGUUCUCAUGAACAAGCUGACCUAGCUACAGACAGACGCCGUUAUCAUAUGAGCUGUUCAGGAGAGAGUCAGUAUGGUUUAGUUCUCAUGAACAAGCUGACCUUGCAUGUUCCCAGCAAUAGAUCAGCCUUACUGCAGGAAUCCUUCAGAAGGGAGUCGAUCUGGUCAAGUUCCAAGUUGACACACCUGGAUAUGGAGAGACUUACCAAGAGAUUGUGAAACAGACACUCAUGAAGCUGCAGUGGGGUGUGACAAUACCUUGGUCUACAGGCUGUGUGUUAGCCUGUUCCAGGCCUAAUUACCCGUUACCUCAUGUUGUUUGUUGAGGACACGGGUUCACGCGACAAAACCCUUUCCAUAUUCAUUAGAAAUCUCUGCUAAAAGCAGAGUUAAUUGUACGAUUCCGACUAUAUCAUGAUCAUGAGAAAUUGGUGUAGUGUAUGUGUGGUUUGUAAGCCUAUGUUAUUGCCAAAUAAAUUAACUUCCCUUA
Messenger RNA from Haliotis rufescens (red abalone), 3322 nucleotides. RefSeq names its product tRNA (cytosine(72)-C(5))-methyltransferase NSUN6-like. Gene Ontology annotation, molecular function: RNA binding; methyltransferase activity. Lineage: Eukaryota; Metazoa; Mollusca; Gastropoda; Lepetellida; Haliotidae. The record is from RefSeq and is a predicted model, not a curated record. Gene Ontology annotation, biological process: RNA methylation. The coding region runs from base 77 to 1441 and encodes 454 amino acids. The transcript is spliced from 11 exons.